AAUUGAUAGAGAAGCAUUCAAUUAAUAUUAACAGGACGGUUUGAAAAACCAUACUUUCUUAAAAUGCUUGUCAAAUUAUUCUUAAUUUGUUAUUGUUUGAAAUGCUCAAUAAGUGAAUAUCCCUUUCGAAAUAUCUCGUUAUCAUGGGCGGAAAGAGUUGAUGAUUUGGUUAAUAGACUAACAGUCGAUGAAUUAAUCGGUCAGAUGUCUCAUGGCGGUGGACCAAGCACAGGUGGUCCAGUUCCAGGUAUUAAAAGGCUGGGUAUUAGUCCGUAUUCUUUUGCUACCGAAUGUAUUCAUGGAGUUAUGCUAAGAAACGCCACUUGUUUUCCUCAAGCUAUAGGUUUAGCUGCAACGUUCAGUGAAGACUCAGUCAGGAAUGCGGCCUUUGUUAUAGCUACAGAAGCAAGAGCAAUAUAUAACAAGUUCAGGAAACAGGGCAUCUAUGAGAAUUAUGCGUCUAUUAGUUGCUUUGCUCCAUUUAUUAAUCUUGUCCGACAUCCUCUGUGGGGUAGGAUUCAAGAGGUUUACGGUGAAGAUCCCUAUCUCUCUGGUAAAAUUGCAUCUGCCUUUGUUAAAGGCCUACAUGGAGAUCACAAACGAUACAUUAAAGUAUCAUCAGGAUGUAAAGUCGUUUCAGCCCAUUCAGGGCCUGAAAACAUUCCUCAAUCUCGAUUUAGUUUCGAUAGCAAAGUGUCGGAAAGAGAUAUGAGAUUGACCUAUUUAGCAAAUGUUCAAGCUUGUAUAGAAGCUGGUACGUUCAAUUUAAUGUGUAGUUACAACAGUCCAGUAGAUGCAGCUGCUGAUGCGGUGAAUGCAGGUGUCGACCUGGAACUUUCUCCUGAUGGACACAGAUCCUUCUUUUAUAAUUUAACACAAGCAGUGAAAUAUGGAAAAGUAAAAGUUACAGCUUUAAGAGAAAGCGUCAAAAAAUUAUUCUACACUAGAAUGAGAUUAGGAGAGUUUGACCCAGAAUAUUUAAAUCCAUAUUCAAAGAUUAAUACAAAUGUUAUUCAAAGUAAGAAACAUAGAGAAGUUGCUAGGAAACUUGCUGAACAAAGUUUUGUACUGCUGAAAAAUUUAAAAGAAACUCUGCCAAUUUUAAAGAUAAUUAAUCGUCUUGCGUUAAUAGGACCAAUGGUUAAUGAUACAGGUCAACUUUAUGGAUCAUACUCUCCUUUAAUAAUGCAAGAAUAUGCGACGACUGGAAUGAGCUUAAUAGCAUUAUCAAAAGUAGCACACAUUAUUAAAGGGUGUGAUGAUACACGAUGUAAGAAAUAUAAUAGUACUGCGGUGAAAAUUGCCGUUUCUGAAUCGGAUUUCUCAAUUGUAUUUCUCGGUACCGGAGUUGCGGUUGAAACAGAAGGAAUGGACAGAUCUAAUAUGGAUCUUCCAGGUCAUCAAGAGCAGUUACUUAAAGAUGUCGUUUCAGCAUCGAAGGGAAAUCCAGUUGUUGUGAUUCUAUUUACGGGUGGUCCUGUUAAAAUUACCUGGGCAAUGGAAUCUAAAAAUGUUCACGCAAUACUACAAGCGUGGUUUCCUGGACAGGAAACAGGAACGGCUUUACGUAGGGUUCUAGCGCAUGGAGGUAAAUUUGUGACAUCACCAUCUGGUCGUUUGCCUUAUACAUGGCCAAGAGAUCUCGGUCAAGUUCCACCAAUGGUCGACUAUUCAAUGAAGAAUCGAACAUAUAGAUAUAUGAUGGAUAAACCUCUGUUAGAAUUUGGAUUUGGGUUAUCAUAUACAAAGUUCCGAUAUUCUAACUUAUCUGUUUAUCCAACGGUUGUAAGAAAUAUUGGACAAAAAGUUAAAAUCAAUUUCAAAGUACAAAACGUUGGUCAUUAUCCAUCGGAAGAGGUACCACAAGUCUAUAUACGCUGGUUAGAUACUAAAGAGGAAAUGCCUAAGUUACAACUGGUUGCUUUUAAGCGAACCUCAGCGAUAAAAGAGAAUAGGGGUUUGUCAUUAACCUUUACUAUAGAAGGCAAACAAUUGGCAGUUUGGAAAGAUGUUGGAGGUUUUGUUCUAGAGAGGGGUCGUAUAGAGAUUUUCGUUGGUGGUCAACAACCGUCCUAUUUACGACUAUCUAAUUCAAACAGCCUACGUCAUAUUAUAACCGUUGCUUAA
Messenger RNA from Dimorphilus gyrociliatus, 2127 nucleotides. NCBI's taxonomy places the organism in Eukaryota, Metazoa, Annelida, Polychaeta, Dinophilidae. The record is from the annotation of a GenBank genome assembly.